CACACACACACAGUGCCCAGCUUCAAAACACAAUCAUUCCUUAAAGGUCAAGCAAGAAUAUAACUCAUCACCAACCCGCCACCACCUGUCUCUCUCUCUCUCUCUCCAAAGGUAAAAGCAACACACCCAUCAAGACGUCACACCACAAAACCCAUAGAUUCUUCUCUUUUUUUAGUCUCUCUAUCUCUCACACGUAUGUAUUCCGUGUCUUAAGCCUUCAGGAACACAACAACGUUAACGCAAUCUACGACCCAACACAGAAUCAUGGUGCUCAACACCACCACCACCGUCCCCAAUAGUACUAAAACUUCCAUUGAAGAUGAUGACCUUCCCAACCCGUUCGGCGACUUGGGUCUAGAUCUCACGGACUCGGAGCUCCGAGAAACCGCCUACGAGAUCCUAAUCGGAGCUUGCCGGAGCUCCGUAGCCGGCAAGCCCUUGACUUACAUCUCUAACUCCGAGAAGAGCUUGGACAGGUCGGCGUCCAUGGCGUCAUCUUCAGGGCCGUCGUUGCAAAGGUCGCUGACGUCGACGGCUGCGAGCAAGGUGAAGAAGGCCUUGGGGUUGAAAUCAAAGAAGAAAGAUUUGGAAUCAGUGAAUCAAAACGCGGUGUCCUCUGUGGGGAAGGCGAAGAGAGCUGUGACGAUUGGUGAGCUGAUUAGGAUUCAGAUGAGGGUUUCGGAGCAGACUGAUUCGAGGGUCCGAAGAGCACUAUUGAGAGUCGCGGCUGGACAGCUUGGAAGACGAAUGGAGUCGAUGGUUUUACCACUGGAACUAUUACAGCAGUUCAAGUCUUCAGAUUUUUCUAGUCAGCAAGAAUUUGAAGCAUGGCAAAAGAGAAAUUUGAAGAUACUCGAAGCUGGAUUACUACUGCAUCCUCACUUACCUUUGGAUAAGGCAGGCACUGCUUCUCAACAGCUUCGACAGAUUAUUGACUUGGCCUCAGACAGGCCGAUGGAGUCCGGAAAGCACAGUGAAUCCAUGCAAGCUCUUCGGAGUGUUGUAAUGUCGCUUGCUUGCCGAUCAUUUGAUGGGUCUGUAUCGCAGACAUGCCAUUGGGCUGAUGGUAUUCCACUGAACCUCCGACUCUACCAAGUGCUUCUAGAAGCUUGUUUUGAUAUAAAUGAAGAAACAUCUGUUAUUGAAGAGGUUGAUGAGGUAUUAGAACUCAUGAAGAAGACUUGGGUAAUUCUUGGAAUCAACCAGAUGUUGCAUAAUCUUUGUUUUUCAUGGGUUUUAUUCCAUCGUUAUGUUGCUACUGGCCAAAUUGAAACUGACCUGCUCUUUGCUGCUGAUAAUCUCUUGAUGGAUGUCCAAAAGGAUGCGAAGGCAACAAAGGAUCCUGCUUACUCCAAGAUCUUGAGUUCUACAUUGAGCUCAAUAUUGGGUUGGGCAGAAAGAGGGCUUCUUGCUUACCACGGUUCUUUUUACAGGGGUAACAUUGAUAUAAUGCAAAAUGUAUUAUCCCUCGGAGUAUCAGCAGCCAAAAUAUUAGUAGAAGAGAUCUCUUCUGAGUAUCGUAGGAAGAGGAAUGAAGUGGAUGUAGCAUGUGACAGAGUUGACACUUAUAUCAGGUCUUCAGUGCGCAAUGCUUAUGCUCAGGUAAGGGAGAAGCUAAACACAAGCAGGCGGUUAUCAAAAAAUAAACAAAAUCCUCUUCCUGCUCUCUCUGUCCUCGCACAAGAUAUUACUGACAUGGCUUUUAAUGAGAAGGAAAUAUAUAGUCCAAUCCUGAAAAGAUGGCACCCAAUGGCAACGGGUGUAGCUGUAGCCACCCUUCAUGCUUGCUACGGCAACGAGCUGAAGCAAUUUGUUUCAGGCAUCAGUGAGUUGACUCCCGAUGCUAUACAAGUGUUGAUAGCUGCUGACAAGAUGGAAAAGGAUCUUGUGAAGAUGGCAGUUGAAGAUGCGGUGGAUAGCGAGGAUGGUGGGAAAGCAAUAAUUCAGGAGAUGACUCCUUAUGAGGCUGAAAGUGUAAUUGGGAAUCUGGUGAAAUUGUGGAUUAGGACUAGAGUAGACAGGCUUAAGGAAUGGGUUGACAGAAAUCUGCAACAAGAGGUCUGGAACCCUCGAGCAAACAAAGAGCGAUUUGCUCCCUCUGCUGUGGAGGUCCUACGAAUCAUGGACGAAACUUUGGAAGCAUUCUUCUUGUUGCCAAUACCCAUGCAUCCAGUUCUGCUUCCUGAUUUGAUGAGUGGUCUUGAUAAAUGCCUUCAAAAUUACAUAUUGAAGGCAAAAUCUGGCUGCGGAUCCCGAAAUACUUUCAUUCCAACUUUGCCUGCUUUGACCAGAUGUACAACUGCAUCAAAGUUUGGUGUAUUUAAGAAGAAAGAUAAGUAUCUUACAGUUCAGAGGAGAAAACCUCAGGUUGAGGCUCUGGAUGGGGAUAAUUUCAUUGGUAUACCACACCUAUGUGUCCGCAUUAAUACUUUGCAUCACAUCCGAAAAGAGUUGGAAGUUCUAGAAAAGAGGACAAUCACCCAUUUGAGGAAUACUGGAUCCACUCUUGUUGAUGAUAUUGUAAACGGCCUGGGAAAAAAGUUUGAGUUUUCAUCAGGUGCUUGUGUGGAAGGGAUCCAGCAGCUCUGUCAGACAACUGCAUAUAAGGUCAUAUUUCAUGAUCUAAGUCAUGUUCUUUGGGAUGGCCUAUAUGUUGGUGAAGUUUCAUCUUCGAGGAUUGAACCUUUCCUUCAGGAACUUGAGCAAAAUUUAGAGAGUAUAUCAGCGACUGUACAUGAGAGAGUAGGGACACGAUUAAUUACUGACAUAAUGAAAGCUUCUUUUGAUGGGUUCUUGUUAGUUUUGCUUGCUGGAGGCCCUUCCCGUGCUUUUACUCUUCAAGACUCUGCAAUGAUAGAUGAGGAUUUUAAGUUUCUUAUGGAUCUGUUCUGGUCCAAUGGUGAUGGAUUGCCAGCCGAUUUGAUAGAUAAGCUUUCAACCCCUGUGAAGGUUGUCCUUCCCCUUUUCCAUACUGAUACUGGGAGCCUUAUUGAGGAAUUAAAAAAUGGAACUCUGAACAGCUAUGGCGUCUCAGCUAAGUCGAGGCUCCCAUUGCCUCCAACUUCAGGUCAGUGGAAUCCAAAAGAGCCAAACACGAUCUUGCGAGUUUUGUGUUAUCGGAAUGAUGAGCAGGCCACAAAAUUUCUUAAAAGAACCUAUAACUUACCAAAGAAACUGUGACCAGAAGCUGUUUGGAUUAAUGACAAAUUAUGAGAUGCUAGUGUUUAUAGUACUCGGACAUCGCCAGCAUCUAAUAUUUACUUAUUUAUGGCGACUUUUGGAAGCUAGUUGUCUACUUCGGCAGUGAAAUACUGCCGUUAUACAGAAUAUUUAUGUGUGGAUUCUAUACACGGUGCUUAACCAUUCAAGAAACUUUGGGUAUGAGGCUUUGGAUUUUGACUCCCAAAGGAAACUGCAGACACUGGUCCUUAUUGGCAACACAGUUAUUUUCUCCAUCCUUCCACGAAUAGGUCGUCCGGUUUAUCUGGUGAGGUCAUCUCGCCUUUUGUACAAUUGUUCUGCGAGUUACAUUGACAAUAUGCAGCAUAGAAAGAGAGGUUAGUUGUUAGUGCAGAGUUUUGAAGUUGUACCCUUGUUUUUGGGCAUUGUUUAGGUUUUCUGGUUGUCGAAUCCCCCAUACAGGAGGGGGUAGUGAGUUUGUGUAUCAUAUUGUAAAGUUCAUAAAUUAUGUUGUUAUUUGUUUGCAUUAUUGUUGUGGAACAAAUCAUAAUUUGAACU
Ilex paraguariensis (yerba mate) is the source of this 3738-nucleotide messenger RNA. The record is from the annotation of a GenBank genome assembly. Lineage: Eukaryota; Viridiplantae; Streptophyta; Magnoliopsida; Aquifoliales; Aquifoliaceae.